Molecule: messenger RNA, 6485 nt
Organism: Phodopus roborovskii (desert hamster)
Lineage: Eukaryota; Metazoa; Chordata; Mammalia; Rodentia; Cricetidae
Gene: Maml3
Product: mastermind like transcriptional coactivator 3
Exons: 5
Coding region: 977-4378 (1133 amino acids)
Biological process (GO): Notch signaling pathway; positive regulation of transcription of Notch receptor target
Cellular component (GO): nucleoplasm; nuclear speck
Molecular function (GO): transcription coactivator activity
Source: RefSeq, a predicted model, not a curated record
UGCGCGCCGCGCCCGCUCCCGCCCGGGGAGAGUCCGGGCCGGGUUUUGCGCCGGGUCCCCGGGCUCGUCUCACGGCCUCCAGCCGCCGCCGCUGCCGUGUUUACUGAGCUCGCGCGUCCUGAUAUCACUCCGCUGGCAUGGAGGAGGAGGAGGAGGUGGAGGAGCGCGAGGAGGAGGAGGAGGCGGCGGCGGCGAGCAGUUGAUCAUUGUGAUGGUGGCGGAGGCGGCGGCGGCAGCGGCAGCCUGGCCGAGCGUUAGGGGCUGCUCUCCGCGCGGCGUUUCGCAAAGGACUUCAGCGAUCUACUUUUGCAGUCGCCUCGGACUGUCCAUGUGUUUACUUGCCCCAGCCCGAGGACUCGAUGUCUAGGCUCCUGUGAAAUGCAACUGAGCAGCCAAAGUUCUUUGAGAACACGGGGCGGCAUAAACACCAAAACUUUUUUGUGGAAGGAAAAUGCAAUAAGCAAGCUCGCCGUUUUCCGAUGCGGCGUGGAGUGAGUGUGUGUCGCGCGUGUCCGCACUGGAGGCACACGCUUGUGUGUGUACAUGGGGUGUGUUUUUCGGUACGUAGGGAGAAAAUGCUUGCCAACCACCGGAAACCUCCUGGAAUUUAUUAGAAAAUAAUGGAUUAUUAAAAGGAGGCAGGCGAGAGGAGCGGAUCUCCCCUUGAGUUGCAAGCCGAUCUGCUGCCUGCUCAGUUUGUUGGGAUUCUAUUUGUUGAUAGGUGUCUGAUGGUAUUCCGAUAACACCCCCUCUUUCCUCAGUUUUUUUAAAAGGAAACAACAACAAAAACCUCCCCAAAAUCUCUCCCCCCCCUUUUUUUCGCCCCGUGGGGAUCGCUGUUUUCAUCCAUGUGCUUGCGUCUCCCCCGCGUUCCACUUAAACUAUUUUAAUCCUUGGACCCAAGGAGGAGGCUGAUAGGGGGGUGGAUUUAAAAAAAAAAAAAAGUUCUUCCAAAAUAGUGUGCCCCGGGAGCAGGAUGGGGGAUUUCGCAGCCCCCGCUGCUGCCGCGAAUGGUAGUAGUAUCUGCAUCAACAGCAGCCUGAGCAGCAACCUCGGCGGGGCCGGGAUCGGCGUGAAUACUCCCAAUAGCACUCCGGCUGCUCCGAGUGGCAGUCACCCCGCUGCCGGCGGCUGCGGCGGCUCCGGGGGCCCCGGCGGCGGCUCGGUGGCCGUCCCCAAGCACAGCACGGUGGUCGAGCGGCUCCGGCAGCGUAUCGAGGGCUGCCGGCGGCACCACGUCAACUGCGAGAACAGGUAUCAGCAGGCUCAGGUGGAGCAGCUGGAGCUGGAGCGCCGGGACACCGUGAGCCUCUACCAGCGGACCCUGGAGCAGAGGGCCAAGAAAUCGGGCGCCGGCACCGGCAAGCAACAGCACCCGAGCAAAGCCCAGCAAGAUGCGGAGGCUGCCUCGGCGGAGCAGAGGAACCACACGCUGAUCAUGCUCCAAGAGACGGUGAAAAGGAAGCUGGAAGGGGCCCGAUCACCACUUAAUGGGGACCAGCAGAAUGGGGCUUGCGAUGGGAGCUUCUCUCCAACAAGCAAGCGCAUUCGAAAGGACCUCCCCACGGGGAUGGAAGCCAUCAACAAUUUGCCCAACAACAUGCCAUUGCCUUCCGCUUCACCCCUUCACCAACUUGACCUCAAGCCUUCUUUGCCCUUACAGAACAGCACUGCUCACACUCCUGGGCUUCUGGAAGAUCUGGGUAAGAAUGGCAGGCUCCCUGAGAUUAAACUCCCUGUCAAUGGCUGCGGGGAUCUGGAGGAUAGCUUUGCUAUUUUGCAGAGCAAGGACCUUAAACAGGAGCCUCUUGAUGACCCUGCCUGCAUAGACACAUCAGAAACGUCACUUUCUAAUCAGAACAAGCUGUUCUCUGACAUUAACCUGAAUGACCAAGAGUGGCAGGAACUAAUAGACGAACUGGCCAACACGGUUCCAGAAGACGACAUCCAGGACCUGUUCAAUGAAGACUUUGAAGAGAAGAAGGAUCAGGAAUUUUCACAGACAGCCAUGGAGACCCCACUUUCCCACGAGAGUGCCAGCGUGAAGAGUGAUGCCUCUCAUUCUCCUUUUACACACAUCUCUAUGGGAUCGCCCCAGGCCAGACCUUCCUCUUCUGGGCCUCCUUUUUCUACUGUCUCCACAGCCACUAGCUUACCAUCCGUGGCCAACACUCCUGUGGCUCCAAACUCUGCCAGCUCACCAGCUAACUGUGCUGUCCAAUCCCCCCAAACGCCUACACAAGCCCACACUCCAGGUCAAGCCCCGCCUCGGCCUGGCAAUGGCUAUCUCCUUAAUCCAGUCUCAGUGACGGUAUCUGCUUCAGGGUCAGGCUCAGUGGCAGUGCCCAGCUCUGACAUGUCCCCGGCAGAGCAGCUCAAACAGAUGGCUGCCCAGCAACAACAAAGGGCCAAACUCAUGCAGCAGAAACAGCAGCAGCAGCAGCAGCAGCAACAGCAGCAACAGCAGCAGCAGCAGCCCCACUCAAAUCAGACUUCAAGUUGGUCUCCUUUAGGGCCUCCGUCAAGUCCAUAUGGAGCAGCUUUUACUGCAGAAAAACCAAAUAGCCCAAUGAUGUACCCCCAAGCCUUUAACAACCAAAACACUAUAGUGCCUGCAAUGGCCAACAGCCUGCAGAAGACGACCAUGAACAACUACCUCCCUUCAAAUCACAUGAAUAUGAUCAGUCAGCAGCCAAAUAACUUGGGUACAAAUUCCUUAAACAAACAGCACAAUAUUCUCACCUAUGGCAACACUAAGCCUCUGACCCAUUUUAACGCAGACUUGAGUCCGAGAAUGACGCCCCCCAUGGCCAACCCCAACAAAAACCCCUUGAUGCCCUACAUCCAGCAGCAGCCUACGCAGCCACAGCCGCAGCCACAGCCACAGCCUCCCCAGCAGCAGCCACAGCCUCCACCACAGAUGCAGACUCCCAGAGCGCACCUGAGUGAGGACCAGAAACGCAUGCUUCUCAUCAAGCAGAAAGGAGUGAUGAAUCCACCCAUGGCCUAUGCUGCACUUCCGGCCCACGGUCAGGAGCAGCACACAGUCGGUCUUCCCAGGACCACAGGCCCCAUGCAGAACUCUGUGCCCCCAGGGUCGAGCAGCAUGGUCUCGGGAGCCAGUCCUGGGGGUCUUGGCUUCCUCGGCGGCCAGCCACAGGCAGCCAUCAUGAAGCAGAUGCUGAUGGAUCAACGAGCCCAGCUGAUGGAGCAUCAGAAGCAGCAGUUCCUUCGGGAGCAGAGGCAGCAGCAGCAGCACCAGCAACAGCACCAGCAGAUCCUGGCUGAGCAUCAGUUACAGCAGUCUCAUCUGCCCCGCCAGCACCUCCAGCAACAGCGGACACCAUACCCAGUGCAGCAAGUCAAUCAGUUCCAAGGUUCACCCCAGGACAUAGCAGCUGUGAGAAACCAGGCAGCCCUCCAGAGCAUGCGAGCAUCAAGGUUGAUGGCACAGAAUGCAGGCAUGAUGGGAAUGGGACCGUCCCAGAAUCCGGGGACAAUGGCCACAGCAGCAGCCCAGUCAGAGAUAGGACUGGCCCCCUAUAGUGCCCCUCCAGCCAGCCAACCCGGAAUGUACAACAUGAGCACAGGAAUGACCCAAAUGUUGCAGCACCCGAACCAAAGUGGCAUGAGCAUCCCACACAGCCAAGCCCAGGGACCCAGGCAGCCUGCCUCUGGCCAAGGGGUAGGCAUGGUGAGUGGCUUCGGUCAGAGCAUGCUGGUGAACUCAGCUCUUUCCCAGCAGCACCAGCAGUUGAAAGGACCCGUGGGCCAGGCCUUGCCGAGGCCCCAAGGCCCACCAAGGCUUCAGAGUGUCAUGGGAACCGUCCAGCAAGGAGCACAAAGCUGGCAACAGAGGGGCUUGCAGGGAGUGCCUGGGAGGACUAGUGGAGAGUUGGGACCAUUCAACAAUGGCACCAGCUACCCGCUUCAAGCUGGUCAGCCAAGACUGACAAAACAACACUUCCCACAGGGACUGAGCCAAUCAGUCAUGGACGCUAACACUGGCGCAGUGAGAACCCUCAAUCCUGCAGCUAUGAGCCGUCAGAUGAUGCCACCACUCACAGGACAGCAAGGUACCAGCCAGGUCAGGCCGUUGGUCAUGUCUGGUCUGAGCCAGGGUGUCCCUGGCAUGGCGGCAUUCAGCCAGCCCCCAGCACAGCAGCAGAUAGCAGGAGGCAGCUUUGCUGCAAGCAGCCAGGGCCAGGCUUAUGAGCGGAACCCCGCUCAGGACAUGUCAUACAAUUAUAGUAGUGAGGGUGCUGGGACUUCUUUCCCUGGCCUCCCAGACAGUACAGACCUCGUGGACUCCAUCAUCAAAAGUGGCCCGGGGGAUGAGUGGAUGCAAGAGCUUGAUGAACUAUUUGGUAACCCCUAGUCAGGAGGGGCCCAAGCUGUAGUGGUGGAAGGCCUCACAGGCAAGAAAGAAACAGGAUGGUUCCCCAUCCUUGUUUUUUGUUUUUAUGACCCAUGUAAACUGAGAAAACAACAGCUGGCUGACAGUAGAAGGUACAGGUGUCAAUCCCCAGCUCUGUGGGGCUUCAUUCCACCUGCCUUCCACAGAGCACUCAAGCAGAGAGGCCACGCAGACACCUGCUUGGAGAGAAGGGAUAUGGAGAACAGGUGGGUAGGUCGAGGCAGCAAGAGUUCCUCGGCUAAGCACCCCUGGGAUCUACUGGUCCAGAAGAAGUCGUCCCAGCCCAGAGGGACUAUGGCCUAAGAUGAGGUCCCCUUAGACCUUCCUGCCUUAGGUCCCGAGACCUCAGAGAUGGAGCCUCAGCCAGAGAAAGCCUAGCAAAGGAUGCUGGGAGACACAGAGGCCGUGUGCAUAGGUCACAAAUGUUCCAGAUGCUGGAAGGAAGGAGAUGUAUACUUCCAAGACAUGUCCCUGGAUUUGGAGGCAGGCAUGAAAAACAGUGAGCUUGCCUGAGCUGGCCCUAGGGAGACAAGCAAGGAUCCUGCAGUUCCGUCUGUCCCCUGCCCAGCGAUGAUCCUCAGGAAUGGUAAGGUGUUGCUGCCAGCCCCCUUACCAGGAUAGCCAACUAUGCUUGAGAAGGGCCCGUCUAGUAGCCCUGAAAGUCAGCUUCUGCCAGUGGCCGUGGUGGCCAUCACUCUAGGUUGCACUGAGCUUCCCAGAGUCCUCAUCCAAUCAGACACAUCUAGUUGGUUUUCGUGUUUAUGGCCAUAGCAUGGAAAGACCCCUGUUGAGUUCAGUGUCCGCUGCCUCUGGUCCUCCUGGCCUCUAUGCCAGCCUUGCCUUUGUGUCUCUCUAUACACUGAGGCAAAGGCAAAGUCAGCGCAAGAGGAACUUAGACAGCACCUGGCAUCCAAAGGUCCGCUGGAGCCAAGCGGGCUAAACUGAUAAAAGCCGCAGGUUUUAUAAGAGUCACACCCAUACUUCUGCUGUCCCCAGGGAAGAAUGGCCUGAAGAUCCCAGCUCCUUCAGAUGGUGCCAACAAUGCCACUCCAGAACCAGUCUUGUUUAUUUAUCGACCCCAUCAUCAGAAAGGCAGAUAUCAAAUGCUAGAGAUGGAAAACCUGAAAGAUGUAACUCCAUCUUACCAGUUGGGAUGUUAAAGAGAGGGAGAUGUGGUCCCUGCCCUGAAGGCAAUCCACUUCUAAAGCUGAGCCGCAGGUGCGGUUCCCCCAAAGCUGCCUGAAGGGAAAACGAAGAAGGAAGAACAGAUUCCAUGGUCACAAGCCUCCCACAAUCCUUGGAGGUCAGGUGACAUUUAUCCAUGGUGUUUAUUGACCUCCUAACUACCGAGAUGCAUGUACACGCACGCACGCAAGUGAGCACGCGUGCACACACACACACACACACACACACACACACACACAACUGGUUCAUUCUAUGUCUUCACAUACAUCUUACUCCAGAAACCUGAGCCUGUGGGAACUGCAUCGGCCAUACCCAAAAAGUCCACAGAGGGUGCACCGUGUAGAAGGCUGCAGCAGGGCACUCUGGAUCUGUUCUCCAUAUCCCGAGAGUUCCAGACCUGCUCUGACAGGAAGUAAAGCCGGAGGCACCAGGGUGAGGACCUGUGAGCCUCUCCAAAGAGGUGAUGGCAGGGUGACUAUGAACUCCCAGAAUGGGGUGGUACUGCCACUAGGGAAACUGAGUGGAAACACGUGAAAACCAAAAAGUAAAAUAAGAAAGAAAAGUGAGAAAACAGAAUACAAAUUUAUCACCUUUUCCUGCCAGGUUACAGGAAAAAAAAAAAGUAUAUAAGCAAUGAGGAGGAGCGGGGUGUGGAGAGAGUGGGCUCCAUUGUCCUUUAAAAGCCUCCUGGAAGUGCUCAGUCUGAGGACCAACUAAUAGAUGAUAGAUUUUAAUGAGGUCGUUUUGUUUUGUUUUUACUACGGUGCUGAUGUAUAUGUAAUGUCUAAAGAAAAGUUAUUUGUACAUAAGUUUUUACAAUGCUACAGAUAUCACUGGGUCUACUAUAUGUAAAAAGUAUACAUAUAAAUAUAUUAUAUAUAUA